AGCUCCGUACUAUACGACUGCACUCUCUCAGUGAAACUCUUGGAGGAUCGUUCCACGAGGCUACCCUGUACCCUCCUUCUCUCCCAACCGUGCGCCAUGAGGAUUAUAUCUUUGGUAAUCCCAUUAUGCCUGUUACUAAUAACGGAGGCGAAACGAGCGGAUCUCCGGCCUCGUAUCGCGGAACCGCAAGUUUAUUACGAAGAAGACGACAGCCAGGCAGCUGAGGACGAUUACAGCCCAGCGGUCUACCAACCGCGUACACGUGCCCUUCCUUCGCCACGUUCGAAGGACGCUCUGCACUCAUCGAAGCCACCGCCGGUCCAGACCAUUCGCAAUUACAACAAGGUGAACGACGACGGAUCUUUCACUUUCGGCUACGAGGCAGCGGACGGCUCGUUCAAGGAGGAAACUCGUGGGACCGACUGCGUGGUGCGCGGCAAAUACGGCUACAUCGACCCUGACGGCAAUAAAAGGGAGUUCACGUACGUGUCCGGCAAUCCGUGCGACCCGAACGCGCCCAAGGAAGACGAGGACGACCUCGCCGACAAGCAAGAGGAGGAGGAUAUCUCCGGCCCGGCCAAUUAUCCUUCCGUGAGGCCGAUACCGAGACCGGCUGCCAGACCAGCUUACCAACAACCCACCACGCCCAGACCACCCACCACCAUAUUCCAAACGCAGUACCAGUUGGACGACGACGCCAGCCAAGAGUUGGGCGACGAGGACUUCGUGAAACCGUCCCAAUUGAGAGGGAGCGGCUACAGAACGGCUCAACAACCGGCCUACAUCCCUGUCACGCCAUCUACGGCUCUCUACGAGCCAUCCUCACCCACUGCCAACCCUGCCCUCUACAGGCUAGCCUCCUCCACGACCCAAUACCAGAGCACAGCCUCGCCCGUUCUUCGUGGCCAACCCAGCAUCUCCUCAACCGCCUAUCAAACCCUCGAGACGACCACCCGCCGCCCUGUGACCCGCCACCCUGCCAAGCCGCAAUCGGUCGCAAUCACCCCUCGACCCCACGUCGCACAAGUCGCCGCCCAGUACGUGUCCCCGAGUAGCACCGAGCGUCCAGCGUUAUCGUAUUCCCGGCCCUCGUCGCCGGUCACAGUCUCGCCCAAUCUACGCACCACCACCGCAUCUAGCACGUCUCACCUCGACUUCGCCGCCGAGCUCGAGCGUUACGUGAACACCGUCGGCGUGUCGAGCCCCAAACCAGUCCAACAAUCGUCCGUGCAAUCGUCGAAAGUAAAAUUAGCCGGUCAAACGGCGAUCGCAGCGUCCCCGGCCGCAGACCCCAUCUACCAGUCGGAGCUCGUUUACGAUCCGGCCACCGGUCAGUACAAUACCCAACUAUAUCAAUCGCUACCCCAAACCGUGGGCGACUUCACCCUAAGUCACAAACUCCAACCGUUCGUAGCCCAGCCCCAGUCCUAUCUCGGGCUCCAGCAGUUGCAGCAGAUCCAGCCCCAGCAGCCCCAACGUCAGUCCCCGCUCUAUAAGCAACCGGCCGCCCAGCCGUCCAUCAACCAGCCCCAGGAAGUGCUGUACAGGAAGCAACAGGCCCAGCUGUUGCAACAAUCGCAACAGCUCUACGCCCAACAGCAGAGACGGCAGCAGCAACAAUCGACACCGUCGCACAGGCUUCAACUGCUCGAGUCCCAGACGCAACCGCAGUCCUUUUACUACGUAGCGCCUGCGAGGUCCUCCAACUCGGCCAGCGCCCCACUUUCCGUAGGUCAGAUAGAUCACUAUCUUCGGGCCACAGCCGGUCGUUAUUGA
Messenger RNA from Apis florea (little honeybee), 1776 nucleotides. RefSeq lists its product as uncharacterized. Lineage: Eukaryota; Metazoa; Arthropoda; Insecta; Hymenoptera; Apidae. The record is from RefSeq and is a predicted model, not a curated record. Gene Ontology annotation, cellular component: chitin-based extracellular matrix. Gene Ontology annotation, molecular function: structural constituent of chitin-based larval cuticle.